Didymodactylos carnosus is the source of this 675-nucleotide messenger RNA. NCBI's taxonomy places the organism in Eukaryota, Metazoa, Rotifera, Eurotatoria, Philodinida, Philodinidae. The record is from the annotation of a GenBank genome assembly.
AUGUCAUGCUGGAGAUCAUGCCAAGAUCAAAGUGUGGCAGCGUCGUGGAUAAAGUGUAACAUUGCUGACACGGUAAAAAGAAUUCUUUAUUUUGUAGCGAUGAAUAUGUUCGAUGCAUCACUAGAGUGUCACCUGACUGUUACGCCACGCAUAGAUCAUCCACCUGAUCAAUAUUUACCGAAUGAAUCAUUGUCUGCAAUCGAAUCGUAUUCUGUUCUAUUCGAUCGUGCAUCUCACAAUUUUUCAGCUAGUUCUGAAAUAUCCUUUUCCGAUGACACAAAGCAAGGAAUCGAUCGAUAUAAAUGUCCUCCAGCACGCUCGACAACAAUCCUGGCUGACAAUAACAACCGACAGAAUAAACAACUUCAUUUCGAUAUUUCGCAUCCACAACUGACAGAUGACGAAGAUGACGAAAAUUUACCUAACAGACUUGGUACUUUAAAUAUUCAACCAGAAUUGAAAAAGUAUUCAUGGAUUACUUCAACCUGUGUAAAAAAAUCAUACAGUCUAAAUCCUCGGAACAAUUCACCCAAGGAGGCUGAUGAAAAAAAUUCCGUCCCUCAGACAUUGACUUUGUCAAUAAACACACAAGAACCUAACAAUGAUGAGCGAACACCGGCACUUGAGCUAAAAGUGAAGAAUGCAAAAGUAAGUUCUCAAGUGAAGAAGGACUAA